UAAACGCCCUAAACAUGAAUGCCAUUGUCAUGUCGAGUGCCGUGUGAGUUUAUUUUGAUUCGUUGAACCGUUCAGACCGGAGAGAUGCGUGAGUAUAAAGUGGUGGUCCUCGGCAGCGGCGGGGUCGGUAAAUCCGCCCUCACCGUGCAGUUCGUCACCGGGACGUUUAUUGAGAAGUACGACCCGACCAUCGAGGAUUUCUACCGUAAGGAGAUCGAGGUGGACUCGUCGCCGUCGGUGCUGGAGAUCCUGGACACGGCGGGCACGGAGCAGUUCGCGUCCAUGCGGGACCUGUACAUCAAAAACGGACAGGGCUUCAUUCUGGUCUACAGUCUGGUGAACCAGCAGAGCUUCCAGGACAUCAAGCCCAUGAGAGACCAGAUCAUCCGAGUCAAGAGGUGA
Molecule: messenger RNA, 402 nt
Organism: Sinocyclocheilus rhinocerous
Lineage: Eukaryota; Metazoa; Chordata; Actinopteri; Cypriniformes; Cyprinidae
Product: ras-related protein Rap-2a-like
Exons: 1
Coding region: 85-402 (105 amino acids)
Biological process (GO): signal transduction
Cellular component (GO): membrane
Molecular function (GO): GTPase activity; GTP binding
Source: RefSeq, a predicted model, not a curated record